This is a messenger RNA of Camelina sativa (false flax), 1072 nucleotides long. RefSeq lists its product as uncharacterized. Lineage: Eukaryota; Viridiplantae; Streptophyta; Magnoliopsida; Brassicales; Brassicaceae. The record is from RefSeq and is a predicted model, not a curated record.
UUAACCUCAUCAGUAAUCCUACAUAGAGGAUCGUGUAGACUUGCUAGUAAAAGAAACAAUAAAUAAUCGUUUGUUGUUUGUUGCCGAAGAAAAAAAAGAGUGAGAAAACAAAAUUGAGGAAGAAGAAGAAGAAGAAGAAAGCAUUAGAGAGAGUCUCAAAGGUAAAGCUUACAACACGCAACCUUAUGGAUUCAUGUCGUCUCUGUCUCUGUAUCUUCUUCUUCUUGCUGUAGAAGAGUUACCGCGUGCGUGAUUGAAACCCUACGAUCAAGAUCCAUCAGAUCACCUAUAUUGAUAAAAAUGGAUGAAUCGGUGGCUUCAUCUUCGUCUCACUAUAUCUCAAUUUUCACAAAUUUUCCUCUCAUCUCCGCCGUCUUAGCUUUCACCAUCGCACAAUUCAUCAAAUUCUUCACCUCCUGGUAUAAGGAAAGGAGAUGGGAUUUGAAAAGGCUUGUUGGGUCUGGAGGUAUGCCUUCUUCACAUUCAGCAACAGUUACAGCUUUAGCUUUAGCUGUUGGUUUACAAGAAGGCUUUGGAGGUUCACAUUUCGCUAUCGCUUUGGUUCUCACUUCCAUUGUGAUGUAUGAUGCAACUGGUGUAAGAUUACAUGCUGGACGCCAAGCUGAGGUUCUGAAUCAGAUUGUGUACGAACUUCCUGCAGAGCAUCCUCUGGCUGAAAGCAUACCUUUGCGUGAACUUCUAGGUCAUACUCCUCCUCAGGUCGUUGCUGGUGGAAUGCUUGGGAUUUCUACAGCAGUUGUUGGGUACUUAGUCACCUUGAUAGGCAAGUCAGCUUAGGUGCAGCAAUGUCUCGCCUUUUAUGCUCCAUAUAUAGUGUGUCAAAGCCACUGGUAGGUAGUGUUGAAGCAGCCAUGACGUGCAAAUGGACUCUGGAAACUAGGUUUCAUUGGCCGUAGUUUAUUUCUUCUUUUUUUAUUUUUUGUUGCUCAGCUCGUAUGAUUGACACCAUAGUAUAGGUUUGAUCUUGUAAGAAAACAAUGAAACUUCAUUGCAAAAAGCUUUAUCUCUAUGAAAAGCACAGCUAGUGCUGAUUUCCUCUGUUUAUUUUAAA